GCGUGCCUACGUUGCCUGUUGGUUCCUUUUUCUUCUCCGCUUCCUCCCUUUUCCGUGUACUCGACCUCCGUUGACCACAGUCGCAUAUUCAAUAUUUAGUAAAGGUUCUUCUUCAAUGGAAAGGCUCUCCUCUAUCGAUCGGUCCAUUUUUUUUUUUUUGGUGUUGGUCGCAGCGAGAUUUUUUGCUGUUGCUGUUGGGCGGUGCUGUUUUCGAUCGGUUUUAUGAUCCGUGUGAUGAAUGUAAUCGGAUCCAUGGGGCUCGCCGUCGCCGUGAGGCCUUGCUGCCGCCUCUUCGCGGCCCAUAUUUUCACAAGAUGCCCGGGCCAGUACUGCCUCCGCUCGCUCCCGCAUAGCCGAUCCUCCGCUGGAUGGGUCCGCACUGCUGUCGCUCAGUCGAAGGGUGGGGCCCCGUUCUCUGCCCGACAAGUCUCGGACUCAGUUGGCCCCUUGUCCGGGACCGUGCCCGGCGCCGAGAAGGCUUUCGAGCGGAUCGUCGUCCCGGACCACACUGAAGCGAAGCAUCUUGUCGUCGAGAGUGCGGUGCCGUUGAAAGAGAAGAAGGCUGCAAAAGUGGAAGUAAAGAGGGUGGAAGACAAGGAGCAGGCGGAGGAAACGAAGGGCAAGGACGUGUCGGAAUCGAAGAAGGAGGCGUGGCGGUUGUUGAAGAAUGCGGUGGUGAGUUAUUGCGGGAGUCCGGUGGGGACGAUGGCGGCGAACGAUCCCUUCGCGGAGCUGCUCAAUUACGACCAGGUCUUCAUCCGCGACUUCGUGCCGUCAGCCCUAGCUUUUUUGCUUAAAGGGGAGACGGAGAUCGUUCGGAACUUCCUUCUCCACACCUUGCAAUUGCAGAGUUGGGAAAAGACUGUGGAUUGCUACAGCCCUGGUCAAGGCUUGAUGCCAGCUAGCUUUAAGGUUAGAAAUAUUCCUAAGGGAAGCAAGGGAGAAUUUGAGGAGGUCUUGGACCCUGAUUUUGGUGAAUCAGCCAUUGGUCGCGUUGCUCCAGUAGAUUCCGGAUUGUGGUGGAUCAUCCUGCUAAGAGCUUAUGGAAAGAUUACUGGAGAUUAUGCUUUGCAACAGAGAAUCGAUGUGCAAACUGGCAUUAGACUGAUUUUAAAUUUAUGCUUAUCAGAUGGGUUUGACAUGUUUCCUACUCUGCUUGUCACUGAUGGGUCUUGCAUGAUAGAUCGCCGAAUGGGAAUCCAUGGACACCCUCUCGAAAUCCAGGCACUGUUCUAUGGUGCAUUGCGUUGUUCGCGUGAAAUGAUUGUUUCCAGUGAUGGUUCAAAGAGCCUACUGCGUGCUAUUAACAACAGACUUAGUGCAUUGUCAUUUCACAUCAGAGAAUACUAUUGGGCAGAUAUGAAAAAGGUCAAUGAGAUAUAUCGUUACAAAACUGAAGAAUAUUCUCAAGAUGCUAUUAACAAGUUCAACAUAUACCCUGAGCAAAUCCCUCAUUGGUUAGUGGAUUGGAUCCCUGAAAAAGGUGGCUACUUCAUUGGCAACCUUCAGCCAGCACACAUGGAUUUUAGGUUCUUUUCACUUGGUAAUUUAUGGGCCAUUUCAUCAUCUUUAGCCACUCCUUGGCAAGCUGAGGGCAUCCUUGAUCUGAUCGAAGACAAAUGGAAUGACCUUGUUGGGACUAUGCCUCUUAAGAUAUGCUACCCUGCUAUAGAGGAUGAAGAAUGGCAGAUAACUACUGGAAGUGAUCCAAAAAAUACACCUUGGUCAUAUCAUAAUGGAGGAUCAUGGCCUACUCUUAUGUGGCAGUUCACAUUAGCGUGCAUCAAAAUGGGUCGGCCUGAAUUAGCCAGGAAGGCAAUCAGUGUAGCCGAGAAGCGGCUUUCAAAGGAAAAGUGGCCUGAAUAUUAUGAUGCCCCAACUGGGAGAUUUAUUGGAAAGCAAUCGCGACUUUAUCAGACAUGGACUGUUGCAGGGUUCCUUACAUCAAAGUUGCUGACUGAGAAUCCUGGGAUGGCAUCCAUGCUUACAUUUGAUGAGGAUCUGGAGCUCCUGGAGGGCUGUGCCUGCAGCCUAAUAAAGAGUCCUCGUACCAAAUGCUCACGAAAUGUGGCAAAGUCGCACGUCUUUCUGUAAAGUAUUUCUUUGUUUACUUUCAGUUUUCAUGUUUAUUUUUAUUUUUCAUAUUCACACCUGUACAGAUGUGAGGAGGAUAGAAAGAAAUCAUUCACAGAAGGGAUCUAACUCCAUACCGAGAGAAUAGAUCCCUUCUUGUUUAGCUAGAUACUGGUUAUAUUGAUUUCCCACUGGUUCUUCAUGGUAUGCUCAGUGUUUUGGUUGAGCCACCAUUGACGACGACUACGUGGUCUGAUGCGACCCAAUGUUGGGUGUGUGACAGGAAACUAAUACAUUCUUAUAUAAUAAUAACAGUUGUAAUUUGUGAUGA
Zingiber officinale is the source of this 2404-nucleotide messenger RNA. RefSeq names its product neutral/alkaline invertase 1, mitochondrial-like. The coding region runs from base 223 to 2094 and encodes 623 amino acids. Gene Ontology annotation, cellular component: mitochondrion. Gene Ontology annotation, biological process: sucrose catabolic process. The transcript is spliced from 7 exons. NCBI's taxonomy places the organism in Eukaryota, Viridiplantae, Streptophyta, Magnoliopsida, Zingiberales, Zingiberaceae. Gene Ontology annotation, molecular function: sucrose alpha-glucosidase activity; endo-alpha-N-acetylgalactosaminidase activity. The record is from RefSeq and is a predicted model, not a curated record.